UUGCUUUUUCCCCCACAUACCCUUUUCUUCACUUUUUUCCCUUUCUUCGUGCUGCGGCCAGCACCGGGAAGGAGCUACCCCUGCCCGCCGUCCGCCCCGCCGCGGCCCCGGCUCCUCUCGCCGCCGCUCCAGGACCUGUCGCCCAGACCGGCCCCGCUACCUGCCUGGCCGCGGGAGGAGCCACUUCCCUCUCCCCAGAAGGAUGGAGGUCCUGCAGCUCCUGCGCCUGCUCCUCACCACUGCCAUGCUGGGCCUGUCCCAGACAGUGAACCCCUUCGUGGCCCAGCAGACCCCCCCAGACCCCUGCUAUGAUGAGAGCGGCGCUCCUCGACGCUGCAUCCCUGAGUUUGUCAACGCUGCCUUCGGGAAGGAGGUUCAAGCUUCCAGCACGUGCGGGCGGCCCCCGACACGGCACUGCAACGCCUCGGACCCGCGCCGAGCGCACCCGCCCUCCUACCUGACCGACCUCAACACCGCCUCCAACAUGACCUGCUGGCGCUCGGAAACCCUCCACCACUCGCCCCAGAACGUCACCCUCACCCUCUCCCUCGGCAAGAAGUUUGAGGUGGUCUACGUCAGCCUCCAGUUCUGCUCGCCCCGGCCCGAGUCCACCGCCAUCCUCAAGUCCAUGGACUACGGCAAGACGUGGGUGCCCUACCAGUACUACUCGUCCCAGUGCCGUAAGAUCUACGGCAAGCCCAGCAAAGCCACGGUGACCAAGCAGAACGAGCAGGAGGCCCUGUGCACCGACGGCCUCACCGACCUCUACCCGCUCACCGGGGGGCUCAUUGCCUUCAGCACCCUCGACGGGCGACCCUCGGCCCAAGACUUCGACAGCAGCCCCGUGCUCCAGGACUGGGUGACGGCCACCGACAUCCGCGUGGUCUUCAGCCGCCCGCACCUCUUCCGUGAGCUGGGCAGCAGCCGGGACGCGGGCGAGGAGGAGGGCGCCACGGGCUCCACGCCCUACUACUACGCGGUGGGGGAGCUGCAGGUCGGCGGCCGCUGCAAGUGCAACGGGCACGCGGCGCGCUGCGUCAAGGACAAGGAGCAGAAGCUGGUGUGCGACUGCAAGCACAACACAGAGGGGCCCGAGUGCGACCGCUGCAAGCCUUUCCACUAUGACCGGCCCUGGCAGCGCGCUACUGCCCGUGAGGCCAACGAGUGUCUGGCCUGCAACUGCAACCUGCACGCGCGGCGCUGCCGCUUCAACAUGGAGCUGUUCAAGCUGUCGGGGCGCAAGAGCGGCGGCGUGUGCCUCAACUGCCGGCACAACACGGCGGGCAGGCACUGCCACUACUGCAAGGAGGGCUUCUACCGCGACCUCAGCAAGGCCAUCACUGACCGCAAGGCCUGCAAGGCCUGUGACUGCCACCCCGUCGGUGCAGCUGGCAAGACCUGCAACCAGACCACGGGGCAGUGCCCCUGCAAGGACGGCGUCACCGGGCUCACGUGCAACCGCUGCGCCAAGGGCUACCAGCAGAGCCGCUCGCCCGUGGCCCCCUGCAUCAAGAUUCCUGCCAUCAACCCCACCUCCCUGGUCACCAGCACAGAGGCACCUGCAGACUGUGAUUCCUACUGCAAACCAGCCAAGGGCAACUACAAGAUUAACAUGAAGAAGUACUGCAAGAAGGACUAUGUGGUCCAGGUGAACAUCCUGGAGAUGGAGACGGUGGCCAACUGGGCCAAGUUCACCAUCAACAUCCUCUCUGUCUACAAGUGCCGUGACGAGCGGGUCAAGCGCGGUGACAACUUUUUGUGGAUCCACCUGAAGGACCUGUCCUGCAAGUGCCCCAAGAUCCAGAUAAGCAAGAAGUACCUGGUGAUGGGGAUCAGCGAGAACUCCACGGACCGGCCCGGACUGAUGGCCGACAAGAACAGCCUGGUGAUCCAGUGGCGGGACGCCUGGACACGGCGCCUUCGGAAACUGCAGCGGCGGGAGAAGAAGGGCAAGUGUGUGAAGCCCUGAGGGGUUUGCACCCACCCUGUCCCCCCUGCCAGCCCCAGCCCAGCUGGGCACUGCCAGACUGCACCACAGACUCUGUACAUAUCCAUAGUGUGAAUGGACUCUUUGUCUAUAGUGUAUAUUUUGGCAAUGGUUUCCUGUUGUGUGCGUGUGCACGGGUGGGUGUGCGUGUCAGCCCUUUUCUCUAAGUGUGUAUUAAAAAUAAUGCAGUAAUGACAAACCUUUAACGAGGAGCAAAGUGGAGCAAGGUCCUGUGGGUGCCUGUCACCUGAAGGGGCUUGAAGGGGAUUAGUGCCCUGCUCCAGGCAUUCUGGAGCUCAUUUUCAAGGCUUUUGUAUUCCCUUUGACACAGUUGUCUUCUGCCCAGUGCUGAUAUCUCAGUUGACAGCUCUCCCUUCUCCAGCAUCCAGGGUAUGAUUCUUCCUCACUCUGAAAAUGUGCUGCUGCCAGGCCUCUCUCUGCCUUUCUCCUUGCCCAGGAGGAACAGGAGGUCAGAGUCUUCUGUCCCUCAUUCCGAUGUGCGGGCAGGCUGAGUGGAAGCUGUCCAGUGCUGCAGUGUCCAGCCCCAGGACCUCCAUCAGGAAGGACAAAUGAACUUUCACAAGGCCUGAUUCCCCCUGGGCUCACAUGGACCAGUGCUGCUGGCUGGGGCAGGACCUGUGCUGUGCUGCAGUGCCAUAGGGAGAA
Messenger RNA from Melozone crissalis (California towhee), 2653 nucleotides. It is a transcript of the gene NTN3, whose product is annotated as netrin 3. Gene Ontology annotation, molecular function: protein binding. The transcript is spliced from 7 exons. NCBI's taxonomy places the organism in Eukaryota, Metazoa, Chordata, Aves, Passeriformes, Passerellidae. Bases 203 to 1969 code for a protein of 588 amino acids. The record is from RefSeq and is a predicted model, not a curated record.